This is a messenger RNA of Fibroporia radiculosa, 411 nucleotides long. RefSeq lists its product as uncharacterized. The transcript is spliced from 2 exons. Lineage: Eukaryota; Fungi; Basidiomycota; Agaricomycetes; Polyporales; Fibroporiaceae. The coding region runs from base 1 to 411 and encodes 136 amino acids. The record is from RefSeq and is a predicted model, not a curated record.
AUGAAUAUCCUCGCACUCAACGACGACGUCCUCUCCCUCAUCACGUCUCUCCUCCCUUGCCCCGACGCGCUCCGAUUUUCGCUAACCUCACGGGCCAUCCGCCCCCUCGCUACGCGGCACGCGCUCACUACUAUCGCCCCCGCCUCCCCGCACCAGGCACAACGCGCAUACGCGUACCUCCUCGCGGACGUCCCGCACCGCCUGCGCUGGCUCCGCCGCCUCGACGUGCGCAUGGCCGCGUUUGGCGUCAACGCAGAAUACGCCGUCGCAAGCGGGGACUACGCCGCCCUGCCCCUGCUUGCGGACGUGCUCACGCGCGCGCCGCAGAUCCGACACCUCUCGGUCGCGUGUGCGGAGCACGUCGUCAUGGCGGAGCCGCGCGGCACAUCAAAUGCUGAAGGUGGUGGGUAG